GUAAAACCCGCUCUUAAGCUGUGUCAGUGAAUAACAACGAAGCUCUUUGUUUUUGCCAGAAGCAAGGUGAUAUGCUUCUGUUUUUGCUCAGUGUUUCGCUGGAGGGCAGAAUCAAUUAGUUUACUUAAGAGCAGUAUUCAAAUUAGAGGUGCAUACAGUUGAUGAUUUGCAUUUGAAAAGGUUGCGUGGCCGGAGGGAAGUCACUUGGUUAACUAUCGUGUCUGGCUGCAGAACCCAGCGCUUGGAAACCGAGUGGAAAGAUUUGAAAGCUGCUUUUCACCGAUAUCUUUGUUAAUCAGACCAGAGCAAGGUUAUUGUGACCGCUUCAGAAUUGCCUAAACCCACAGCCGUAGCGGCAAAAGACUAAGCUGAACGAAGUUGGCUGGAGAAGUCAUCGGGACGUGACGACCGUGUUCUUAACCUUGUCGAGAUCUUCUGUGAUUUUUUUCAACGCAAUAACACUUCAACGAAAGUCUUCCAAGCCUUUUCCAGCGCUGCACAGAAUAGAUAUUCAAGUCGCUCAGUCGAAGCCUUAUCAUGCACACGGUUAAGAAAUACGCUUUCUAUGUACAGUUACUUGGCUUCGCCCUUUUUGUCAAGUCUUCGCAUGAAAACACAGCGAAAACUCCCGCCAUCUUCGCCUGCAAAGUUAAUCUAAGCGACAACUUCGUCGUCGAAUGGAGUGUUAAUGAAACGGCGAAAAGCGUUGAAUUCAAAGUGAAUGUUACCAUCGACGAGAAAGGUUGGGUUUUACUUGGAUUCAUGCCUAUUCCAAAGAAUAAAUCUUCCGACAAGAAUUAUCAGAUGAAAUUAAGCGACACCCGUGGAGAUUUUUUGAUAACUUGGCCAUCUUCCUCGUCAGAAAGGACGUCUUUGGUAAGAGACUUUCUCACUUGUAAAAUCUUAGGCCAGCAUGAAAGGUCUGGUACGAAAUUAAAUGGAAAAUGCUUACUCUAUCCUCAUCUGAAAAAGGGCAAGGGUUUGCCCCUUGAGAACUGGGUAUACACUCAGAAAAGAUUCAUAGAGUACUUCCUUAACAAGUGUUUUAUUUCCCUUCAGGAUGAACCUAUGUGGAUUUUUGGUGCUUACGGCAAUUCUAAUGACUAUUUUAAAGACCUAUCGGCCAUCACAAGUAACAUCAAUGACAAUCUGGCCAUGAAAGAGGUCAUUAUUGUGCAGAAGAGUAACAAGAAAGAAGACAGUAUAAAGCCUUGGCAUAAAGUGCUUAAAGGUAUCAAAGAACAAAUGGAGAAACAUUGGAUAGGUGUUGCACUAGCGGUGUCUGGAGUGCUGACAAUUGUGAUUACUGGAACAGUUUACUGUUGCUUCAGGAAAAGCAGAAAUGAGUUCAAAAGCAAGAAGCUCAAAAUGACAUUCUACAGAGAGGAUGAAGAUGAUGAGGCUCGUGUAGCAUUUCUUCACUCGCGCACCUGACGAUGCAACAAUAAUAAUUGAUAUUCUGGCAGAUUGUGCAUGCUCUAUACUAGUCAUCUUAAAGACUUCAACAUGUUGUCUUGAUAGUGCAGUCGAAAAAAUAACCUGACCAGGCAUUCUGGUCCGGAAAAAACGAAAGUAACAUUUUGGAUAAUGACAAAGUGUUUUCUUGUUCUUGCCUUGUCACUGAAAACCAGAGUUCAAAGUUACAUGUAAAAGCUGCAUUCUACUUUUUCAGAAAUUUCCCAUUGGUAAAUUAAGUAGUUUAAAUUUGUUGUAAGAAUAGUUUUGAUACCUACAACAGGACAAUAGUUUUGGCAAUUAAAUUCUUACCAUUACAAUCAGCUUUACUUAACUAUUUUUCUAACAGUGGGAAUCAAGAAUUCAGUCUUCUAGCCACAAGUUUUAAAAAGUCACUAAUCAAUAAGAAAAGUUUUGAAAGCCAGGUGUACAAAGUAAUAGUCUGUAUAUUUUACUCAUUCAGACAAUUUAAAUUCUCUUCACUGUCCUUUCAAGACAUAGUGAAAUUAGCUUUGAAUGUGAUCAGAGUUUUGACAAUAAGUGAUAUAAUAUCAAUAGUCUGUAAUUUUCUUUGAGGAGUUUUCAUUUAAUGUCAUACUGCUAGAGCAGUUUUCAAUCGAGUGUCAAAAGUAAUCAGGCAAUUAUACUUUAGUUUUGGUUUUACCACAGUUUGAAA
Molecule: messenger RNA, 2131 nt
Organism: Orbicella faveolata
Lineage: Eukaryota; Metazoa; Cnidaria; Anthozoa; Scleractinia; Merulinidae
Source: RefSeq, a predicted model, not a curated record